AUGUCCAGCAGCAAGGCCGAGGGCCGCCGCGAGGACGCGCUCGUCAAGCAGCGCGAGCGCAUGCGCAGUGACUUCGAGCGCCAGAAGCAAAACCUUAUCAACGAGACCGAGAAGGCGCGCCCCUCGGUGCAGCGCUUCGUCGGGCAGAAUGACUCCAUCGAGGAGGUGCUGAAGCACUCGACCGUCGGCCUCGUCCACCUCGAGGACUUUCAGCAGAAGAAGAAGGAGCUGCAGGAGGCGAAGGCGCGCGAGGCGGCGCGGUCGAGCGAGCUCAAGUAUGCAUCCAAUUGUGCGCGUGCGGGGCCGGAUGAGACGAAGAAGUCCAAGAAGCGAAAGAAGGCUACCAAAUCGACGCUCUCAUUUGCUAUGGAUGACGAGGAAGAGGGGGAGGGUGCAGACGCUCAAGUGAAGGAUGGGUCCGAGGAGCCUGCCCCGAAGAAGGGAAAAUUCCGCAAGAACCCCAACGUCGAUACGUCCUUCCUACCCGACCGCGAUCGCGAAGAGGAGGAACGCCGAGAGCGAGAGCGCCUCCGGAGAGAAUGGCUGGAGAAGCAGGUGCAGCUGAAGCAGGAAGACAUCGAGAUCACCUACUCGUACUGGGACGGCAGUGGACAUCGUAAGAGCGUCGUUUGCAAGAAGGGCGACUCUAUCAGUACCUUCCUCGAGAAGUGCCGACAGCAGUUCCCCGAGUUGCGCGCUGUCAGCGUCGACAAUCUCAUGUAUGUGAAGGAAGACCUGAUUAUACCUCAUCAUCACACUUUCUACGACUUCAUCGUCAACAAGGCCCGCGGCAAGUCCGGCCCUCUGUUCAACUUUGACGUCCACGACGAUGUACGGCUGCUCGCCGACGCCACGAAGGAGAAGGACGAGUCGCACGCGGGUAAGGUUGUCGAGCGUAGCUGGUAUCAGCGCAACAAGCACAUCUUUCCGGCGUCCAGGUGGGAGGUCUUCGACCCGGAGAAGAGCUACGGCAAGUACACGAUAUCUGGCGUGUAAUUGGGAAUCGCUGGCCAGAUGUCUGCUACAGACUUUGGAUACCGCUGUCGUUAGUCGCUCUGAUCUAGCGCAAUGAAUUGCAAUUCUUGGUAUUC
This is a messenger RNA of Schizophyllum commune H4-8, 1091 nucleotides long. RefSeq names its product XAP5-domain-containing protein. Gene Ontology annotation, cellular component: nucleus. Gene Ontology annotation, biological process: chromatin organization. Bases 1 to 996 code for a protein of 331 amino acids. The record is from RefSeq and is a predicted model, not a curated record. NCBI's taxonomy places the organism in Eukaryota, Fungi, Basidiomycota, Agaricomycetes, Agaricales, Schizophyllaceae. The transcript is spliced from 6 exons.